Eleginops maclovinus (Patagonian blennie) is the source of this 622-nucleotide messenger RNA. Its product is annotated as cytochrome c oxidase subunit 5B, mitochondrial. Bases 116 to 502 code for a protein of 128 amino acids. The transcript has 4 exons. Gene Ontology annotation, cellular component: mitochondrial envelope. Gene Ontology annotation, biological process: mitochondrial electron transport, cytochrome c to oxygen. The record is from RefSeq and is a predicted model, not a curated record. Lineage: Eukaryota; Metazoa; Chordata; Actinopteri; Perciformes; Eleginopidae.
CCACGUUGCUGCUCUCAUUGGUCCUUGAACCUGUCACUCAGAUGGUUGUCGGGUUCAUUUCAGUCCAGCGCAGAGUAGUCUCAGGUCAGUCUUUGUACCUGAUAGUGUGACAAGAAUGGCGGGACGUCUUCUCCUUCGAGCCUGUACACAAACAACAUUGAGGCUGAGGAGCAAUGUGGUGGCUAGACCCCUCCACCGUGCCAUGGCCACAGGGAAAGGAAUACCGACAGAUGAAGAACAGGCCACUGGAUUGGAGCGUCGUGCCCUGCAGGCCCUUAAACAGGGGAAGGAUCCCUACAGUAUGCUGAAGCCCAAGCAGUAUGCUGGUACUAAAGAAGACCCUCACAUCGUGCCAAGCGUUGGACCCAAGAGGAUGGUGGGCUGCCUUUGUGAGGAAGACAACACUGCUAUCGUGUGGUUCUGGCUUCACGAGGGAGACGCCCAGCGCUGUCCUUCCUGUGGUUCCCACUAUCAUCUGGUCCAACAUGAACUGCCACACUGAAACUAAAAUUACAAAAUCUGUACAAACAGGACAACACAGAUAUCCAUAUUUGCCUCCUUUAUGGCCAUAUAUUGCAAUGUGUGCGCAUCAUUUAUCAAUAAAAUGUAAACCUGAACUCAA